Alternaria alternata is the source of this 1210-nucleotide messenger RNA. RefSeq names its product DUF431-domain-containing protein. Lineage: Eukaryota; Fungi; Ascomycota; Dothideomycetes; Pleosporales; Pleosporaceae. The transcript has 5 exons. Gene Ontology annotation, biological process: peptidyl-arginine methylation. The record is from RefSeq and is a predicted model, not a curated record. Gene Ontology annotation, molecular function: protein-arginine omega-N monomethyltransferase activity. The coding region runs from base 207 to 830 and encodes 207 amino acids.
CCUACUCUGAUUAGCGAGAUACUACUGCAGGGCUUCAAGGUUCUCACCAUCGAUCCAGAAUUCGGGAAGUAAAACACAGCAUCCAAGCUGAGGAACAUCCCACACAAGCGCCGCCCGUUGGCCAAUUCGCUUAAUUGUUGCAGCAAAAUCUCACACCAAAAACAACACAAGACCGGAAACGCAUCCCGCUUCCAAUCGUAUUAAGAAUGGCUGGCACCGGCAAGACCUUUGUAGUGGAACAUCUGGACCCUGAGCUUGAGGAGUGGUCUUCUCUGGAGUACGCCAGCAUCGCGGCAGAAUCCCAUGAGUCUGGUGCACAGUUCCUGCUGUCUUCCGUACCGACGUCGUUGGAAUUGCCCGCAAACCUACAGGGUGCAAAGGGACUCAAUGUCGAGACAAGAGGUAUUGAAGAAAUCUAUGCGGACAGAAAAGACAAGGUGUGUCUGCUGGACCCUGCCGCAUCCAAGGACUUGAGCCCAGAGGACGGCGAGACAUUCGACAUCUUCUUAUUCGGCGGUAUACUUGGAGACGACCCGCCAAGAGACCGUACUUCAGAGCUGCGCAAGAAAGGAUACCAAGGACGUCGCUUGGGACCUGUACAGAUGACGACCGACACAGCAGUACGUGUCACCAGGAUUUGCGUGCAGGACAAGGUACCCGUCGACAAGAUUUCGUACAUCGAUCAUCCCGAUCUCAAGAUCAACAAGAACGAGAGCACACAGAUGCCAUUCCGUUAUGUCAAGGAUGAAAACGGGGAACCAAUCAUGCCCAAGGGAAUGCGUGAGCUGAUCGUUAAAGACUCGGCCAAGAGCUUGAACGAUCUCUUUUGAAGACCAGUAAUCAAUAUGCCAUAAGCAUCCCAUCUUUACGUACCAGCGGUAUGGGAGAUGAGCAUGCGCCACUGUGGCACACAGUCAUCAACGAUCGUUAACAUGUACCGCUUCCGGGAAUCCCAAAAAAGCAUUGUAAGGAUGAGAAAGGGGUCCGCGGUGUAGUACUAGGCGGGACUCUAGCUCUCAGUCGGGGUAUUGACCAGACGGACCGAUGUGGAUGCUAUCAUGCUCUAGAACGACUUUCACGUUGGUGCAGCAUGACGGCAUAGAGAAGUUAGUGCUAGAUAGUUAGUAGUCUGUAGUCCAAAAAGUUAUUGCCAGCCCGGCCGAACCUUAGGAAGUGAAAUCAACCAUUGCAUGCGAAUAUCGGCAGCUAG